Messenger RNA from Priapulus caudatus, 2838 nucleotides. RefSeq lists its product as uncharacterized. Lineage: Eukaryota; Metazoa; Priapulida; Priapulimorpha; Priapulimorphida; Priapulidae. The record is from RefSeq and is a predicted model, not a curated record.
GUGGCACCGAAGAAAGCCGAGGUCGACCCGACAAUGAUGCUGCAUUGUUCCGACACCACAUUCCAAGAAGCCAUCAGUACAAUGGACAUGAAGGAGCUGGUCGACACGGUGGCAGCACUGCAGAACGAGAUGCUACACGAACAAGCGAACUUCAACGCGUUGAACCAGCGUCUGCAGCGUCUGGCGGACGACGCGUCACGACAGGAGUAUCGCGAGGUGUCGGAGGCGCUGCUGCGGUCGCAGACGCGCAUGUCCAUGCUGUGCGCGAGAAACAUGAGCUGCUUCGCCAAGCAAGCGACGAGGCUACAACGACAAGCUCCUGAGUAUAGGUGGCCGCCACGGUCACACAGGGAAGCGCCUCCUGCGGCGUACAAUGCGGUGACAAAUGACAAAGUGACGUCACAGCCGCCGUCGGACAAACCUCACACCAACGCGGCUGCCAGGUCCGUCGCCGCGGCAACCGGCAGCGACGAUCGCUUCGUCAGACAGAGCCACCUGGUGGUGGAUCAGGAGCCGGCAAUCUCGCCCGGGAUGUAUGCUUCCAAGGUUCCCUGGAUCAUCAAGAAACCGCGAGCGAACGCCGCGGACGUACGCACGGACGUCGUCAACCAGACGAAGGUGACAUAUCGCGUCGUCAACCCCGCCGUCGCCGCGGCAACGACAACGACGACGACGCGACCGCACCUCGCUCCCUUCACCGUGAAACCCAACCCGUCUCGCGCCGCGGCGCCGAUUCAAAAUGACGUCUGGCGAGACGCGAGGGAGGCCGACGACGACGACGACAAGAGAACAUCCAGGACGAACGGAGAAUCCAUCGAGAUCGUCGCGUUGGAAAAACCCGAAAUGGCUCGACGCCGGGACGAGGUAAAACCCGAGACCACCCGACGCCGGCACGAAGUAAAACCCGAGACCGCCCGACGCCGGGACGAGGUAAAACCCGAGAUGGCGCGGAGCCGUGACGCGGCGGGGCAGAACGGACGCCAGGGGGCGCCGUCAGCUGCGGACGAGGAACAGGAGCGCUUCAUCCCGGGAAGCGUGUCGCGAUUCUCCGCUCUCUUCGAAAACCUCAACGUAGAUGACGGCAGAGCGGCGUCGCGUCGCCACGGCAACGGCCCGGCGAGGGCGGCAGACGACGGCGACGGUUGCCACGCUACGAUGCGCGCCGCCGAAUCACACAACAACAAGGUUAGUCAGCUGUCCUACCCGACGGAGUCUGGUUAUAACAGUAACGACACCGUGUCACCCAUCCCCAGCGAUCGUCACACUGACUUCGACAGUCCCGCCUCCGCCGUCCUCAGCGACGCAGGAGGAGGAGGAGACGCCAGAGAGAUCAUCAUCGGUGGAGAGGGGGAGGUGCCCUGCUCUGUCAUCGACGAGCCAGGCAACAACCACGAGCUGGCAGACGGAAAGUUCGAAUCCAUGGAGGUCGCGUGUGAACCGGAGUUUAAAGUCUUCCACGUGCAGCACAGCCCCGGUGUGAGCGCGGAAGAGGAGGAGGAGAGCGAGGAGGAGGAGGAGGAGGAGGAGCCGAGGGAGAAGGACAGCUUCGUCGUCAAGGGGAUCCUGCAUCUCGAUCGCGAAGGCGCUGAUUGGCCGCCGGAGUAUCGCUUCGACAAUGACGUCGGCGAGUCGUGUACGGACGAGCUUUACCGCGCUGAGGUGCUGCCACCUAGGAACGUUCGCUCGCCACCCGAGUACAGAGAUGUGGAUGCGGGGAAGGUCAGACCACUGGAGGUCGUACUGGAGGAGGAGGAGCUUUCCGCUGCUGGCGAGCGGGCUGACGCGGGAGGGCUUAAAACAAUUGAGCGCCAAUGCAUGGAUGAACUCAUAGACGACGCUCCGCGAAUGAAGUACUGGGAUCCUACGACCUUGCUCCGGGAGCUGUACAGGAUCGAGCCUCCACCGCAGGAAGGAGCCAGUGUUGCAUCGGAGGAGGAGACGCCCACCUACAUCCCGAUGGAGGGCUACAUGGAGAAGCUCCCGCUAGGCAAGAAGAAAUCAACGUUCUGGAAAAGCUGGAAGCGGAGAUUCUUCCGAGCGAGAGAUGGCUAUCUGUAUUACUAUGAGGGAGGUAACAGAGAGCAGGCGAGCGGGUGCAUGAAGCUGGCAGGGGGCGCUGUCGAGGACAUGGGAACGGACAUGCUGGGAAUCGAUGACGGGCGAGGUCGGUUUCUUGUUGUGAAGACACUCAGUGCUAAAGACAAGCAUCUGUGGAAGCUGUCACUGAGCAGUCAGGUCGUAGAGAACAGACAGGCUCUGUACGUACAACCCUCCCUCACGUUCACACCUCAUCCCAACAAGCAGGUGAUCAUAGUGGAUCUGGGAAGUUCGUCGGUGAGAGCUGGAAUCCUCGGUUCUAAACGUAAGCUCUCCCUUCCUGCUUCAAACUACCCCUUGGUGGAAUGCAACCCCCAGAGAAAUCAGGUGAAUUUCCAAGGAAAACUCGCACCCCAUGGCAAUGACAAUGAUUGUGGAGGCAAAGUAGUGGCCAAAGUUGAACAAGGUUCACUGUGCUUCGUAAAAAGAGGCCAUAAGGUGCCACGACCUCAGACUGGUGUGUUUUACUACAGUAGCUACAUCGACAACUGUAUCAAGGAAGGCCAACUAUUGAGUCUGAAUAAGUACAGUAUUAGGAAUGAAGAUUAUUUGGAUGAUGAGCAGGUUAGAGAUGAAGACGUCGAUCCUUCUCCUGACGUGAACUCGUCGCCGCACCGCUACCACGCUGCGUACGUCGGCGCGUGCGUCUUCGCCGGCCGCUCAGAGUUCGAUGACUCAUGCAUCAGUGCAGACGACUGGAGGGCGUCACCUGAACUCUGUCUAGACAAGUGGAACCCAUGA